Lodderomyces orthopsilosis Co 90-125 is the source of this 1533-nucleotide messenger RNA. RefSeq lists its product as uncharacterized. The transcript has a single exon. Gene Ontology annotation, cellular component: cytoplasm; mitochondrion. NCBI's taxonomy places the organism in Eukaryota, Fungi, Ascomycota, Pichiomycetes, Serinales, Debaryomycetaceae. The record is from RefSeq and is a predicted model, not a curated record. The coding region runs from base 1 to 1533 and encodes 510 amino acids. Gene Ontology annotation, biological process: protein quality control for misfolded or incompletely synthesized proteins. Gene Ontology annotation, molecular function: ATP hydrolysis activity; ATP binding.
AUGAUACUAUCGAGAUUCCCCACUAAACUACCAAGACUACUACCCCAAACUUCAAAAGCUAAAACGUCUAGCUAUUUAGCACAACGGAACUUCACCACCAGUUGUCGCCACCUACAAACCCCCCUCGAACUUUAUACAAAACGGGUUGAACAAGGUAAAUUACGAGAUGAUCCAUAUCAACAUAAAAUCAUCACUUCACUAUCUCAGUUACAUGAACUGUUAAACAUAUACCAACCGCCAAAUGUCGAAAUACCCACUUAUAAAGAUUUAAAACCAAAAUUUUCCCUCGUAAAAACAUUUUCAUCAUUUUUCGGCCGCAAUGGUGGAAGUUCCAAAGUAGGAGCUUCUGAUUAUGAUUUCACCAAUGACAAUGACAACAAUGUCAAGGGGAUCUAUCUUUAUGGAGAUGUUGGAUGUGGUAAAACGAUGUUGAUGGAUUUAUUUUAUCAAACAGUUCCACCACAUUUGAAUAAAAAGCGAGUUCAUUUCCACCAGUUUAUGCAGAAUUUACAUAAACGGACACAUCAAUUGAAGAUGAAGUAUAGCACUAAGCUGAAAACAGGUGAAGAACAUGAUGAUAUUGAUGUGAUUCCCAUAUUGGCAGCGGAAAUUGCUCGUGAUUCAACUAUUUUAUGUUUUGAUGAGUUCCAAGUGACCGAUGUUGCUGACGCCAUGUUAUUGCGUCGGUUAUUAAUGAUGUUGUUGUCACCAGAAUAUGGUGUUGUUUUAUUUGCCACUAGUAAUCGUGCACCUGAUGAUUUAUAUUUGAAUGGGAUUCAACGAGUUAGCUUCAUCCCUUGUAUUCAAUUGAUUAAACAUAAAUGUCGAGUUAUUUACUUGAAUUCACCAACUGAUUAUAGAAAAGUUCCUAAACCUGUUAGUUCAGUGUAUUAUUCUCCUAAACCAGGAGUGAAAUGGGAUUCAAAAGUCAAUCGUGCCAAUUGUACCAAGCAUGUCGCUCAAUGGUAUGAAUAUUUCAAUGAUGGUAAUACCAAUUGUCAGGAUAAACUAACUGAUUAUGAUCUUGAAGUAUGGGGUAGAAGAAUCCCCAUUCCAUUGUGUUCCCCACCCAAUGUAGCCCAAUUUACAUUUUUUGAAUUAUGUGGUACUCCGAGAUCAGCCGGUGAUUAUCUCACCCUAGCUGAACUGUUUCAUUCAUUUAUAAUCACCGAUAUCCCCUAUCUCAGUAUCGAUGCUAGAAAUGAAGUACGUCGUUUUAUCACAUUUUUAGAUGCAGUUUAUGAUUCUCAUGGUCGUUUAGCGGUAACUUGUGCGGCUCCAUUCAAGGAUUUAUUUGUUGAACCAGAAGAUUUAGCUGAGGGAAACUAUCAAUUGUAUAAACGACAAAAGGAUAAAGGUAGUGAAGAAACUUUUGAAGAUGAUGAGUUGGUGACAAAACAUGGGUUUGAUAAGUCGAUUGCUAAAAAGGCCAAUAUGUUUGCUAAUGAUGAGGAAAGAUUUGCAUUUGCUCGAGCUUUGAGCAGGUUGUCACAGAUGAGUACGACUGAGUGGAUUGAGCACGGACAGGAUUAG